This is a messenger RNA of Emericellopsis atlantica, 1190 nucleotides long. Its product is annotated as Fip1 like protein. Gene Ontology annotation, cellular component: mRNA cleavage and polyadenylation specificity factor complex. Lineage: Eukaryota; Fungi; Ascomycota; Sordariomycetes; Hypocreales; Bionectriaceae. The transcript has a single exon. The record is from RefSeq and is a predicted model, not a curated record. Gene Ontology annotation, molecular function: RNA binding. Bases 193 to 1071 code for a protein of 292 amino acids.
CGCACGGGGCGCAUUGUGGCUUCGGUGUGGAGAGGGUGAGGCUCGGCUGAAAAGUGGCUGAGUAAUCAUCGCAGCUCGGUCAAGGCGCGUUGGACUGUCGCGGAAAUGUUCCUUGAACUUGGAGAGGACAUCAACUAACAAGCUUCCGAUCUUCAGACCGCCAAGGGUAACUCACACCCACCCCACUACAAAAUGAGCUCCGAAAACAUGGACAUUGAGGACGAGGACGACUUCUAUGCGCCCGAAGAGCCCAAAACCACAACGACGACCACAGAGAAGACAACCACGGAGAAGAAACCCGCGAACAACGACCUCGAGGAAGGCGAGGAGGAGGACGAGGGUGCUGCUAUGGACGAGGACUCCGACUCUGAUGACUCUGACGUUGAUAUUAUCACGGACCGUAAAGACGGCUCGACACCUGCACCAGCAGCAGCGACACCAGCUGCCAAAUAUUCGGACAUACGAAACAUUCCCCAGCGAUCGACCACCACAGGCGAGGCAUCCAAACCAAAAGAAGAGAAGAAGACGGCUGCACCGAGCGCGGACCAGUCCUCCGCAGCAGCAUCCAAAUCCACAGUCGACAUCAACGCCGAUCCCAUCUACCCUCUACCCUCAGGCGAAGGCAAGCCGAUCACGCAAGUCACCAUUGACACCGAUCUGCCCGACAAUGACAAGCCUUGGCGCCGACCGGGAACGGACAUCUCCGACUACUUCAACUACGGCUUCGACGAGUUCACAUGGGCGCUGUACGCGGCCAAGCAGGAAUCGCUACGGGGCGAGUACGGCCAAGACGGCGGGAACAAGAUGAUGGACAUGAUGAUGGGAGGCGGGGGGAUGCCUGGCAUGGACGGCAUGCCGGACAUGGCGGCCAUGCAGCAGAUGAUGGCCGCGCAGGGCAUGGACCCGAGCCAGAUGGAUCCGAGUGUCAUGUUUGGUGGUCAGCAGCCGCAGCAGGGCUUCCAAGGCAAUUUCAGCCAAGGUGGUUUCGGGGGCUACGACCAGAAUAUGGGUGGAGGCGGCGGCGGAGGGAGAGGCGGUGGCGGGUUCAGGGGGAGGAGAGGGCGGUGGUAGUGGUAUGAUAUUGCAGCACAGGACUUGUGUCGCAUGGGAAAGGAUGGCGUUGUUGGUUGAAUACAUAUACCCGUUCACGUUGGCUUGUCAUCUAUGCGCCCGUCAUCGUCUGUGCAUGG